AAAUGAAACUUCUUCUAUUUCAUGUAUUGGCUACGCUGUUAUUUGAUCAUUCGUUAACUCAUGUGCCAACAUGGAGGAAGUAGACAGUAUAAUAAUCCAUUCUUUACGUCAGGUUGGAUGUGAUAUUGAAGAAGAUGUUGAGAGCUUAAAGAAUUUUUCCACCGAACUUGUAAUUGAAGCUGCUGUUAGAUGCUUGGAUGUCAUUCAACCAGGAUUGGGCCUUCCCCAUUCAUUACCAGAUUCAAUGUCAACUCGAUUUCGGGUUGGAGCAAGCAUUGCCCAGGCUUGCAAGAACUUGGGUUAUUCUGGGGACAUAGGAUAUCAGACAUUCCUGUAUUCAAGCGAGACGGAUGUUCGAAGGGUUUUUGUGUUCCUGAUAGAAAAGUUGCCAAAAGAAUCUGAGAAGAACAUAGUUGAGCCAACAGGGAGAAUUGGACUUCUUGAAAAAGCUGUAAGUGAAGCCGUAAAGAAGCAACUGACUUCUCCUUGGUUACCAAGAUACUGCAAACGUAGAGGUAUAAGGUGGUAUGAUGAUGGCACAUGGAGCAGAGAGGGAUGCUGUUACAACCAGCCUUUUGUUAGUUGUAACAUACAUGUUCCUAAAACUACAAAUUCAAAAGAACUUUCCCAAGCGUGGCGUGAAUAUCACUUUUACACUAUUACAUGUCUCUUAUGUUCUAGCGUGAUUACAGAGGAGAAAUCACAUGAAGAACAAAUGUUAAAAAACAAAGAAGAACAACAAAUUGUAAAAAAACGUACAUACGGUUUGUUGCCGGAGGCAGAUACCAACUUAAGUGCGCUGCAGACUUCGGUAGAUAGUAGUGCACAAAACUUGGUAACUCUUGCCUUGCAGUGGGAGAAACAUAGAGUACCGCUCUUGACACAAUAUCGGGACGCGAGGGAACGUAACUCCAGCAUAGCAACAGAAAGCCAGAAGAAGGUAGACGCAUCGCGGAAGUUACGGGAGAAAAGUCGAGAAUUAGGAGAGGAGGUUCGUCAUAAGGAGCAACUUCAUUCACAGCUCGUGAUUGAGUAUGAGAAAGUCACCAAGGACAUCAACAGAUCGGCCUACACUCGUCGGAUCAUGGAGAUAAUCGGCAAUAUUUGUAAACAGAAGGAAGAAAUUGAUAAAGUUCUGAAAGACACAAAAAAAUUGCAGAAGAUGAUUAACAAUUUAACUGGACAACUUGAGAGAUCUUUUACUGUUGCUGAUGAACUAAUAUUUCGGGAUGCGAAACGGGAUGAAACAGCCAGAAAAGCUUACAAACUUCUAGCAACCUUACAUUCAGAUUGCAGUGAGCUGGUUCAAAUGGUGGAGGAAACUGGGGCUAUAGUCAGAGAAAUUCGGGAUUUAGAGGAACAGAUCGAGACUGAAAGCGCUAAGAAUGUGGGAGCUAACCUGAACAGGAUCUCCGCGGAUCUACGACAGAUGAAACAAGAAAGUGCUGCCCUUACAGCUCAGCUGAACGCAAAGUCAUGAUGAAUAAAUGUGUAAUGCUCUUAAUUCACAGGAGGACAUUCACUGGACCAAAUUCUUAGCCAACGAAUAUUAGGUUAUAAGUAAUCGCUGCAGAAAUGUUAUAUUGUAAUUACAUAAAUAAAAAUACAAUAAUAUAUACAAGGCACUAUUGCUUGUGCAUUUUCUAGAAAUGCAAUAUUGCACUGAGUAGGGAUGCCAAAUGAUACAAUAUUAAAAAGGAGCUUCUGAUAUGUAGUUUUUUUAAAGUUAUUUCAUAUAGCCAAUGGAAAUUCAACAUUAAGCCUAAUAGUUAUAGAAUUAUAUAAAUUAUUAUAAUGUGAUUUUCCGUACUGAAGUUCCGAUGCAGGUUAAUUUAAAUGACUU
This is a messenger RNA of Zootermopsis nevadensis, 1843 nucleotides long. The record is from RefSeq and is a predicted model, not a curated record. Lineage: Eukaryota; Metazoa; Arthropoda; Insecta; Blattodea; Termopsidae.